AAUGUUUAUAAUAUGACCCUAACAUAUGAUCUGAAGUUAUUUUAGUUUGUUACCAAAUAUGUAUUAAGUAUUUGUGAUUCAUCACAAGUAAUGUAGUUCAUUUAAAGGUAUUUGCAGCUGGACUGUUGCAUCAAAGUGAUUUUGGUUUUAAUUUGGCACCUGCAGGGGAGAAUGCUGAGAAGCUGCUGCAGUUCAAACGCUGGUUUUGGUCCAUCGUUGAGAAGAUGAACAUGACCGAGAGGCAGGACCUGGUGUACUUCUGGACCUCCAGCCCGUCUCUUCCUGCCAGUGAAGAGGGAUUCCAGCCCAUGCCCUCCAUCACCAUCCGCCCGCCGGACGACCAGCACCUGCCCACCGCCAACACCUGCAUCUCCCGCCUUUACGUGCCACUCUACUCUUCCAAACAGAUUCUCAAACAGAAACUUUUACUCGCCAUCAAGACCAAGAACUUCGGUUUUGUGUAGUUGAACGAAACAUGUUUCAUCGUUGUGUAAUAUUACUAGUUCCAUUUUGUAGAUUUAUUUUUUGUCUAUACAGUUUUAUCAAAUUAAAAAGCGCUGUCUCGUCCCCGGCAGUCAUUUGUUUGAUCUGCGUUGCAAACGUAGACGCCUUGUUCUUAUUCUUUCUUUUUUAUUUCUGUUAUCGGAACAUAACAACAUUCCUGCAUUGCUUUUGUUAAGUUGAAGCCCUGCAGCUUCAUUGGUUUGAACUGUAACUUCCCAUGAAUUUGGCUCGACGGUAAACGGUCCGCCAAACCCCAGCCAAAGACGACAGCGAGGAGUAUUUAAAGAAAAAGAAAAGGUUACACUGUGAUUAUUUUAUUUUUCCUGCCCUAAACAUAAACUUACUAUCAUUGAGAGUUCACUGCUGCCUUUGUGGAAAGUCAUUUUUUCUUGUAUAGAGGGAGUGGGGAAUUUCAAAAUAAACUUGGAUGCAAACUAG
This is a messenger RNA of Triplophysa dalaica, 942 nucleotides long. RefSeq names its product E3 ubiquitin-protein ligase UBR5-like. Gene Ontology annotation, cellular component: nucleus. The record is from RefSeq and is a predicted model, not a curated record. The coding region runs from base 225 to 464 and encodes 79 amino acids. NCBI's taxonomy places the organism in Eukaryota, Metazoa, Chordata, Actinopteri, Cypriniformes, Nemacheilidae. The transcript is spliced from 2 exons. Gene Ontology annotation, biological process: protein polyubiquitination; DNA damage response; regulation of double-strand break repair. Gene Ontology annotation, molecular function: ubiquitin-protein transferase activity.